AUGGUACCUCAGCAGAUGGGCUCCCCGGAUGAAGGGUUCCAACGUCGACGGUCAGCCCCAGGUUUUGGCAACAAAUCACAUCGUGGGAGUAGGGGUGGCUACGGUUACCGUUCGAAGAAGAGCGGUCAAAGUCAUGCAUCUUUUCACUCUAUGAACGCUCAAUUUCCCCCAGAUCAACCACCACCAGCAUGUUAUACUUGUGGAUCUUUCGAUCAUAUGGCCCAACAUUGUCCAGAGUACCAGCAUGAGACAUCACCCGGUUUCCAUAAGCAUCCACGUCCGUCAAAGCGCCAGAAAACAUCUGAUGGGGCAAGACAUCAAUACCGUGACGAAUUCCCUCCUAGCCAGCGAGGACCACCUCAGCGUUCAUUUUCUCACCCAUCACAUUCUUACGGUUACCAUCAAUCUGGAUAUGAUCAUCCAGCGCCAGCUUCCCCAGACCAGGAAGAAUGGCAUCACAGGCCUCCAUAUGGGUACCCUCCAUAUGAUCCUCAUGGUCCUCCCCCACCAAUGAAUGGUUACGAGUAUGAUUCUCCUGGCCCUAUGCCACCAUACCACUACAACGACUCUCCCCCUCCAGGCUAUCACUCCCGUCGCCCCAGCCGUCGCCGAGAAAGUGAUUAUCCGGAAUACCCAGCGGAUGGCCCACCACCAGCUUCAUGGGAUGGACCGUCCCGCCAAUCAUGGCGUGGAAAGGGCCGUAAAGGUAGGGACGGCCCUCCGUCACGUCGGCCUGAUAACCAUGUCGAAGGAUUCUAUGAUUUGGAUACCCCAGAAAAUAGAGCUGCAAACGGCCAGAUUGUCUGGAGGCCGCCUCAUCCCGUUGGUCGGCCAUUACCUUCGAUAUUCAGUGAUCUUGAUGACGUUUGCAAAUUACCCCCCUAUGCUUCCCUACCUCCGGGAAUGUCAAUUUCCAAAUACUUUUUAAAUAAACCAGCCGAGGAGUUUAAUGAAAAUAUCCGGAAUACGGAGGACUGGCCCUUUAUGAUGGGUGAUCCGAUUUUCUCUGAAUUCCCCUCUGAUGGAGAAUUGGUUCCUAUCAAGGAACUCAUCUCUCGUCAGAGGGAGAUGAUGGCAGAACAUAAACUUGUUCCUCGCAAGCCUGUUGUGGAAGAGAUCACAGAAGACGUUGCAGAAGAAGUUGCAGAAGAAGUUCCGGAAGAAGUUGCAGAAGAGGUAGAAGAAUUUGCAGACGAGGCAGAAGAAGUUGCAGAAGAGGUUGCAGAAGAGGUUGCAGAAGAGGUUGCAGAAGAGGUUGCAGAAGAGGUUUCGGAAGAGACUGCGGAAGAGACUGUUUCUCACAAACCUGUUGUAGAAGAGACAGCUUAUGAAAGUGAGCAGGGUGAGUCCUCCGAGCUAUCUGACGAUGAACCCCAGCGUCAGGUAGAUGAUGUGGCUCCGAGGCUCAAGCGUCGUCAUCCCCGCGUCGCGGAAGCUUACAGGUACGACUUGAAUCAAUAUACCCCGAGGCUCUUUUUCAAAGUAACCCUUACUGAUUAUAUCCUAGUCGGCGCUGGUAAGCCGCUUAUCCGCUCUCUGGCCUUAUUCCCUGCUCUCUCUAUUGUUAUCAUUACUUUCGAUUCUCUAAUAACCCAUACCCACGGUCUCUUCCGAUUUGGUUCCUCAAAAUUCCUAUGGCCCAUGGCCUCUCACAUGAUAUCAAGUUUCUCAAACCCGGUGGGGGUCCAGAUCGGUACCCCAAAACCUAUUCGGAUUUAA
Molecule: messenger RNA, 1719 nt
Organism: Microsporum canis CBS 113480
Lineage: Eukaryota; Fungi; Ascomycota; Eurotiomycetes; Onygenales; Arthrodermataceae
Exons: 3
Coding region: 1-1719 (572 amino acids)
Molecular function (GO): zinc ion binding; nucleic acid binding
Source: RefSeq, a predicted model, not a curated record